Molecule: messenger RNA, 864 nt
Organism: Capronia coronata CBS 617.96
Lineage: Eukaryota; Fungi; Ascomycota; Eurotiomycetes; Chaetothyriales; Herpotrichiellaceae
Exons: 1
Coding region: 1-864 (287 amino acids)
Biological process (GO): exocytosis
Cellular component (GO): Golgi to plasma membrane transport vesicle; cell tip
Molecular function (GO): guanyl-nucleotide exchange factor activity
Source: RefSeq, a predicted model, not a curated record
AUGGCGACAUCGACCCUCCUCCUCAAUAGCAAGGCCAUGGCUCCUUCGUUCGACACCUCGACGACCACAUCCUACGCCAAUGCCGCCGCCCUGGCCUCCUCCUCCUGUCCGUCGUGCGGCUACCAUCUCCCGUUCCCCAUCGACGCUUCGACCGAAGCCACCGAAGCGCACCGGCGCAUCCUCGACCUCGAAUCGCAGGUCAAACUGCUCAAUUCCAAAGCUGCCGCAGCCGUCGACAAGCUGGCCGACUACGAGGACGAGAUCCGUCACUUGAGAGAAGCGUACGGGAGAUCUCAACAGCAACAGCAGACACAAGUGCCAGCCACAAGCACCCCGCCGCUCGAGGGUCCAGGUCCGGCCGUCGCGCCCACAGCAGCCGGCCAGCACGCGCCGUCCAGGUUAGCAAGCCUAAGUGCCUUUCUACCUGGGCGCAGGAAAGACUCCAGUUCGGGAAAUUUACCAGUGACUCCGGCGACGGGGACAUUCCCGCAACCCAACAUGCUCUCGCCUCCCAAGACGUCGUUCUCGAGUUUGAAGCUCUCCGCUCCGACUCUCCAGUCCACGCGGUCUGACAACCAGGUCGUCACGAUGUCUUCCCUGCAGAAUUCGCUGGAAGAGGAGCGCACGUUGCGAUUGCGCGCCGAGACCAAUCUCUCCGAAACGCAGAUGGAACUGGAAGAUCUGACGGCCCAGCUGUUCGGCGAAGCCAAUGAAAUGGUCGCGACCGAGCGCAAGGCCAGGGCGAAAUUGGAGGAACGAGUCAAAGUCCUGGAGCAGAGGGACGGGGACAAGAGAAGGAGGCUGGACAGGUUGGAAAAGGCUGUCAUGAGGAUCGAACGAGUCAGAGCUAUGGUUGGAGAUUGA